AUGGCAUCGUUGGAGCAGAACCUACACGGACUCAAUGCUGUCUGUAACCUUGGACGAGUGGACCUCAUAUCGGAGUUUGAAUAUGACCUCUUCAUACGUCCGGACACCUGUAAUCCUCGGUUCCGUCUGUGGUUCAACUUCAUCGUCGACAAUGUGAGAACCGAUCAGAGGGUGAUAUUCAACAUUGUUAACUUCAGCAAGACCAAGAAUCUCUUCCGAGACGGAAUGACGCCACUUGUAAAGUCAACUAGUCGUCCAAAGUGGCAGCGCAUGCCCAACAAGCACGUGUACUACUACCGGUCACCGGAGCACCAGCAGCAGCACGUGCUGAGCUUCGCGUUCGCCUUCGACCGCGAGGAGGACGUGUACCAGUUCGCGCUCACAUACCCCUACUCGUACUCGCGCUGCCAGGCGCACCUCGACCUGCUCGAGCGCAAGGCUUUACCGCACUUCAAGCGAGAGCUGCUUGCUACGUCCGUGAUUUUAGCUUUGGGAGCUCAGUCCAAAAUACUUUGCUUCAACGUGUUUGAUGGUGGUUGUCACGUCUAA
Schistocerca piceifrons (Central American locust) is the source of this 549-nucleotide messenger RNA. RefSeq names its product cytosolic carboxypeptidase 6. The record is from RefSeq and is a predicted model, not a curated record. NCBI's taxonomy places the organism in Eukaryota, Metazoa, Arthropoda, Insecta, Orthoptera, Acrididae. The coding region runs from base 1 to 549 and encodes 182 amino acids. The transcript has 5 exons.